CAAGUUUUUUUUAUGUGUCAAAACGAAAAAUUAACUUUUAGGUAAAACCCUAAUAAAAUUUCUAGUCUUCUAAUCGCCGGUUCAACCACGAACUCGUAGAGUUCAGUAGCUUGGAACUACCCGUAAUGAAAUUCCUUUCUAGUAAGAUUAAAGAGAAGCUAUUUGUCCUUUCGUCCUUAAUCAAGAGAAGGAACAAAAGAGAUAUUAUGCAUUGCAUAUACAGAAGGCUUUGAAUUAGUGGCAGCAGGAUUUUCAGAUGGUGUUAUAAGAAUGAUUAAUAUAAAAACUGGAAAGUACAUUUCAUCACUUUGUGAUGCUGAAAUGGUACAAUCUGCAAGUCCUACAACUUCUAUUAAAUAUAGGCAUGUUAAAAAGAGCCACCCAAUAACAGAAACUCUAACUGCUAGUUAUUGUAGUGGAUGCAUUAAAUGUUGGCACUAUCUAUCAGGACAAUGUCUUUACACAAUCAGAGAAAGAAGACAAACAUUAGGUUUGACUUAUCAUCCCCGCUUACCAAAAUUGGUGACUGUGGGAGAUGACACGAAACUUAUUUUGUAUGAUGAAGAAACAAGAACACAGGAAAGGAUAUUUCAAGCGAGCGGCGCACCAGACAUGAUGAACGGUCAUAAAUCCAGAGUUUUCUGUGUUUGCUUCAAUCCUGCAUCGAAUCACGAAAUCGUAAGUGGUGGCUGGGAUGAUACGAUUCAAUUUUGGGACGUCAGACAACCAUUUGUCCUUCGUCAUAUAACUGGUGUUCACAUAUGUGGCGAAGGGAUUGCCAUUAGAAGCGAUGGGAAACAGAUUUUAACAUGCGCUUGGCAAAAAGAAAAUGCUGUUCAAUUAUGGGAUUACUCAACCGAAAAACUUAUUGCCAAUUUGGAACCAGAAGUUUAUAAAAGUCAAUUAUAUUGUGGAAAAUUUAUCAACGACAUCUUCUUUGUAUGUGGAGGAUCAGAUAACAAUUAUAUUAGAGUUGUUGAUCUUCGAACAAACUCCACUAUUAGCGGAAUAAAAAAUUUACCAGGAGGAGUUUACUCUAUAGAUAUCGGACCAAUCUCAGCGACACAAUUGAAAAGAUCUAGACCAACGGACGAAAUCGAUUUGCCAAAACUUGCUUUUUGCAGCGACAAAGCCAUUUUUGAAAUAGAACUUUCCUAACUUGAAAGAAUCAAUAUAUAAACUAGAAAAAGAAAGUUAGAGAUAGAGGAAGUAAUUGAAUGUAUAAUAUAUAACAGUAAAAGGUGUUGUCAAGCAAUAAACAAUUUUAUUUA
Belonocnema kinseyi is the source of this 1271-nucleotide messenger RNA. Its product is annotated as WD repeat-containing protein 5 homolog. Bases 271 to 1158 code for a protein of 295 amino acids. The record is from RefSeq and is a predicted model, not a curated record. NCBI's taxonomy places the organism in Eukaryota, Metazoa, Arthropoda, Insecta, Hymenoptera, Cynipidae. The transcript has 6 exons. Gene Ontology annotation, molecular function: protein binding.